Gadus morhua (Atlantic cod) is the source of this 2620-nucleotide messenger RNA. RefSeq names its product zinc finger protein 385D. Gene Ontology annotation, cellular component: nucleus. The transcript has 7 exons. NCBI's taxonomy places the organism in Eukaryota, Metazoa, Chordata, Actinopteri, Gadiformes, Gadidae. Bases 67 to 1290 code for a protein of 407 amino acids. The record is from RefSeq and is a predicted model, not a curated record. Gene Ontology annotation, molecular function: nucleic acid binding; zinc ion binding.
ACUCACUCACUGACUCACUCACCCACUGACUGAGCCACUCACCCACUCACUCUCUCUCAAGGUAACAUGUCCCACGGCAGUCUCCCGCCACUGGCCCGUGCGGUGCUGGGUGUGUCGCCGCCCUCGUCUGACCUCAAGUAUCACCUUCCCCUGCGGCUCCUGCCUGUGUUCGGCAAGACGGACUCCCUGCUGGUGCCUGGUUACACGCUCACCCUGCCCCUGAAGAGGAGACACAGUUCCUGCGGCGUCUGCAGACUCAAGUUCAACUCUGAGAUGCAGGCCUCGUCCCAUUACAGCGGCACCAAGCACGCCAAGAGGCUGAAGGCUCUGGACUCCAUGGACACCAAGAAGACCUGGACCCCUGAACCGCUCAUCAAAAAAAAAAAACACCCCCCAGACACAGAGCCCUGCAGCUCAGAACUGCUAGAUUGGGCUGCUACCCCUUCCACCCGGGAGGAGGUGGAGUCUCUGGGUAGCACCGGCGUGGCCACCCUGAAGGGGGAGGGGCCUGACCCCUCCACCACCUUCCCUUGCCCAUCGGGGCCACCAGCACCACUCGGAGAUGGAAAAGGCCAGACGGCGGUGGGGGAGGUGGGGAUGGAGAUUGUGGAGGAGAUGAUGGCAGCGGGGGAGGAGACAGAGAGUGAGGAUGACAAAGCCAUUCGUCUGCUCUAUUGCUCCCUCUGCAAGGUGGCCGUAAACUCCGCCUCCCAGCUCCAGGCCCAUAACAGCGGUACUAAACACAGCACCAUGCUGGAGGCAAGGCGAGGGGGCGGAGCCAUCAAGUCAUUCCCCAGAUCAGGGGUCAAGGCCAAGUAUGCGGCUGCUGCGACUGCUGCAGGCCCCACUGUGGCAGCCUUGGUUGCAUCCACGGGACUGCAGAACAUGACGUUCCAUUGCGAGAUCUGCGACGUGCACGUCAACUCCGAGACGCAGCUCAAACAGCACAUCAGCAGCAGGAGACACAAAGACCGGGCAGCAGGCAAGCCGGCCAAGCCCAAGUUCAGCCCUUACCCCCCUACCCCACGAGAGCACGGACUCCAGGCUGUCUGCCUUGCACUGCGGAAGGAGCCCGACCUGGCCAAAACCCUGACCAGCUCCACCUGUCUCCUCCACCGACACCUUAGCGCUGCUUCAGUGGCAGCCAUGGUCCCCUUUCACCUCCGGCCCGUGUUCACCUCCAGCCCCGCCCUCUUUAAGAACCAGCAGCUCCAACAGACUCUGCUGCAUCCGGCGGUCAUGCCCAUCUGCUCCUCCACACACACGCCGCUUUUGUUCUCGCCCUUCUGACUUGGAUUACAACUCGGACAGCAAUAAAACAAACUGGAAGUUCCUCUCAUUUUGAUUAUUUGUUUUGCUUAUUCUUUAUGUCUGUGUUUUCUUUAUGGGGGUUUGAGCUUAUGCCAUAUUUGCGUGAGCCUAAGGCGGCAAGGACCCGGGGCCUUCAGACAAUAACCACCCACACACACAGAAAUCCCGAGGCCAUCUGAUGUGAUAGAUAUUCUUGGACUAAUCUCAAAACAUAGCCCUGACUACAUAUCUUUGGACUUUGGCGUAAUGUAAAACCAUCAAUCAGGAUUGCGUUGUGAUCAGCUGCAGAUACAGUAUGUGCAGAAAGAUGAACUUGUUGGAAAGUGAAUACAAGUCUCCUUUGCAGCAAGGAUUGCUGCACAGAGAUGGUCUUCUCCAUGAGAAGACCAUCUCUCAUGGUUUCCCUUGUCAAAGCAUCCGUUUGAUCAUAUGGCGCCAUCCACUGAACAAGAAACACAUGUGGCUGCUACUUCGGUGUGUGUGUGUGUGUGUGUGUGUGUGUGUGUGUGUGUGUGUGUGUGUGUGUGUGUGGUGCGUCUCCUACAGAUGUAGUCUUUUUAGGGGUACCGCAGUUUACUGCAUGGUUGCUGUGCUGACGAUACACAUAGCAGAAGAGGAUGAAAGAGAGUUUUGCAUUAAAAAAAGAUGCCAUCUUUUUCUGUUCAUCGGAAGACCUGCUGUAUUCAUCACUUAUUUAGUUUCAAAGGAUUCACAUUUUCUGUAACUUAACAAAGUUGUAUCUCUGUUCCCUGGUCAACCAAGUCUUUAUGAAUCAGUAAAGUAUUUAGACCGCAAAUUAAAACCACAUGUAAGAAGUCUUCCUUGGUGGCUGAAGAAGCUGUAGGUUAUUUUCCAGAUGUAUGUGACUAUAAACCCUAGCAUGAAGGAUUUCAGAUUUGUAUUAUUUUCUAAUAGUAAUGGUGUUGAAUUGUGAAUGGCAGAAUCUUAAUGACAAUCCUUGCAGGUGUGUGUGUGUGUGCCUGAGAGUACCUCAAACAUCUAUCUAUAUUUUUGAUAGAUCUUAAAUUGUCCAUGUAUUGGAUUUUAAGAUAAAUAUAGAAACAGUAAUGAUAUGGUAUGAUAUGAUAUGACCAUAUCCUCCAGAUAUGGUCCUGCUGAAGCAUAUAGAAAGGAGAAGAAAAGUGAUAAAUAAAAUGCAUUAAGUACACAUCUCUCUGCUGCUGUGGAGGCAUUGUCACGCUCAAAAUGAAAAGCCCCUUUGCUCUCUCGCUCUACUAAUGUGUGUGUGCCCCAGUAGUCACGGUCUGGAAUCCGUGGAUAAGACAACCCAUCUAGAUCAAAGUAAACA